CGGAUGGAGCUCCGUGUGCGGCUCUUCUCUCUGCGGCUCUUCCCUGCGCCUCCGGCCGCGCCACAGCGCCUCUGACCCGGGCACAUGGAGCGGACACCCCGGGCCCCCCCCGGAGCCCGAACCGCGCUGCUGCUGCUGCUGCUCACCGGCCUCUGCAGCGCCCAGCCCGGCCGCAAAGUGUGCCAGGGCAGCAGUAAUCGGCUGAACCAGCUCGGGACCCGAGAGGACCACUACAGGAACCUGGUCCGGACUUUCGCCAACUGCACCACAGUCCUGGAAAACCUGGAGAUCACCCACACCCUCCCCGAGCACGACCUGAGCUUCCUCCAGUCGAUCGAGGAGGUCGGGGGUUACGUCCUCAUCGCGAUGAACGAAGUCCCCGUUGUCCCUCUGUCCCGUCUGCGUCUCGUCCGGGGACAGUCUCUGUACGAGGGACACUUCUCGCUCCUGGUGCUGUCCAACUACCGCUACAGUGCAGAGACCAAGACCUACGUCAGCGGAGUGACCAGACUGCAGCUCAGCAACCUCACAGAGAUCCUGAACGGAGGAGUGAAGUUCACCCACAAUCACCUGCUGUGUCACGUCGCCUCCAUCGACUGGCGGGACAUUCUGGACAAACGCACCAACCCCCCCAUGGUCCUCGAGAUCGACAAUCUCCACAACUGUCCUAAAUGUGAUGUGGGGUGUGUGGAUGGAGCCUGUUGGGCCCCGGGGCCCGAGCACUGCCAGAAAUUCACGCGGCUGCUGUGUGCGAGUCAGUGCAGUCAUCGCUGUCGGGGCCCAACUCCAGGAGACUGUUGCCACAAACACUGUGCUGCUGGAUGCACCGGGCCCCUGGCCUCAGACUGUCUGGCCUGUCGUCUGUUUAACGAUGAGGGCACCUGUCAGGACUCCUGCCCCCCCCCCAUGAUCUACAACGUCAUCACCGGAGAGGUGGUCCCCAACCCCAAAGCCAAGUUCACCUUUGGUCCCACCUGCGUCAAGGCCUGUCCACAUAACUACGUGGUGACAGACGGGGCGUGUGUGCGGAGCUGCCCCCCGGGGAAACACGAGGUCCUGGAGGGAGGAGUCCACCGCUGCAAGGACUGUGACGGACCCUGCCCCAAAGUGUGUGAUGGGAUCGGCGUUGGGGCUCUCGUCAGAACUUUGGCCGUGAACUCAACAAACAUCGAAUCGUUCAGAAACUGCACCAAGAUCAACGGAGGAAUCUCCAUCCUCCCCAACACCUUCACAGGCUCGGUCCUCGGUUUGGCCGUGGGGGUCGUGGGUUUUCUCCUGGUCUUGGUUCUCGUGGCUUUGGUGGUUUUCGUUUUCCUGCGUCGCAGAAGAAUCACGAGGAAGAGAACGAUGAGGAGGAUCCUGCAGGAGCGAGAGCUGGUGGAGCCUCUGACUCCCAGUGGCCAAGCGCCGAACCAGGCCCUGCUCCGGAUCCUGAAGGAGACCGAGCUGAAGAGAGUCCGAGUCCUGGGGUCUGGAGCCUUCGGGACGGUUUACAAGGGCCUGUGGUUUCCGGAGGGGGAGCAGGUGAAGAUCCGUGUGGCCAUUAAAGUCCUGAGAGAAGCAACGUCUCCAAAAGCAAACCAGGAAAUCCUCGACGAGGCGUACGUGAUGGCGAGCGUGGAGCACCCUCACGUGGCGCGGCUCCUCGGGGUGGUGUUGGCGUCGUCGGUGCAGCUCGUCACUCAGCUGAUGCCGUUCGGGUGCCUCCUGGAUCACGUCCGACAACAUCAGCACCUGAUCCCCGCCCAGCGCCUCCUCACCUGGUGUGUGCAGAUCGCCAAGGGCAUGUCGUACCUGGAGGACAGACACCUGGUUCACCGGGAUCUCGCCGCUCGGAACGUUCUGGUCAAAUCUCCGAAUCACGUCAAAAUCACCGACUUCGGCCUCGCCAAGCUCCUGAGCGCCAACGAGAGCGAGUACCACGCCGACGGGGGCAAGGUGCCCAUAAAGUGGAUGGCGCUGGAGUCGAUCUUACAGUGGACCUACACCCACCAGAGCGACGUGUGGAGCUACGGUGUGACCGUGUGGGAGCUCAUGACGUUCGGGUCUAAACCGUACGACGGGAUCCCGGCGUCAGAGAUCUGCUCUGUGCUGGAGCGAGGAGAGAGACUCCCCCAACCGCCCAUCUGCACCAUCGACGUCUACAUGAUCAUGGUCAAAUGUUGGAUGAUCGACCCGUCCAGUCGUCCUCGAUUCAGAGAACUGGUCCGAGACUUCUCAGAGAUGGCUCGAGAUCCUCACAGAUUCCUCGUCAUACAGGGGGAGCUCCCGAGCCCCAACGACAGUCGUUUCUUCACUCGUCUGCUGAGCACGGACGAUGAGGUGGACGCUGAGGAUUACCUGAUGCCCUACAGAGAGGGCGGGGCCGGGCUGAGGCAGGGCCGCACCUGCGCCUCCCCGACAAUGUUGCUCCCCAACACUGGUCUCAGGUGUGUCUCGGGUGUGUCUCAGGUGUGUCUCAGGUGUGUCCUCUGUGUCUCAGGUGUGACCGUGUGGGAGCUCAUGACGUUCGGGUCUAAACCGUACGACGGGAUCCCGGCGUCAGAGAUCUGCUCUGUGCUGGAGCGAGGAGAGAGACUCCCCCAACCGCCCAUCUGCACCAUCGACGUCUACAUGAUCAUGGUCAAAUGUUGGAUGAUCGACCCGUCCAGUCGUCCUCGAUUCAGAGAACUGGUCCGAGACUUCUCAGAGAUGGCUCGAGAUCCUCACAGAUUCCUCGUCAUACAGGGGGAGCUCCCGAGCCCCAACGACAGUCGUUUCUUCACUCGUCUGCUGAGCACGGACGAUGAGGUGGACGCUGAGGAUUACCUGAUGCCCUACAGAGAGGGCGGGGCCGGGCUGAGGCAGGGCCGCACCUGCGCCUCCCCGACAAUGAACGGGGGUCUGAGGAGGGGGAACAGUUUGGCGCUGCGUUACAUCACCGACCCGACUCUGAGGGAGCUGGAGCAGGAGCCGCCCGGACACGAGUACAUGAACCAGACCCUGGACCGGACCCUGGACCAGAACCUGAACCAGACCCUGAACAAGACCACGGACCAGACCGACGGAGGCCCCAGCUCGUCUGACGUCUUCAACCCCAACUACGAGGACCUGAAGCUGGGCUGGAGCGGCCGGAGUCUGGCCUCUCCUCCAGAAGAACCAGCCGGAGCUCCAGAGUACCUCAACGCCCCGCUCAUCCCCACCCGAGGGCACCCCAACCCCGCCCCGGUGCCCGCCCGAGGGCACCCCAACCCCGCCCCGGUGCCCGCCCCAGGCCCCCCCCCUCGGCCCCUGGACUACCCUGAGUACAUGAACCUGGACGAGUCCGUGGACCCGCCGGACUAUAUGAACCCGGACUAUGUGAACUCGGAUUAUGUAAAUCCAGACUUGGUGAGUCCGGACGUGAGGACCACCUCCACCACGACCCACAAUGCACUGUUCCUCCCAGCGGCCGAGAACCUGGAGUACAUGGGCCUCGCUCCAGUUCGCUAGAAAACCCGGGACCACAGACCCGGUUUAGACCUGGUCCAGUCCUGGGAUUCCAGUUUUAUGGACUAUAAAAUAUGUCCUGUUUUAGACCCGGUUUACUCCUGGUUUAGACCCAAUUUGGUCCUGAUUUAGACCCAGUCUAGACCUGGUUUAGUCCUGGUUUAGUUCUGGUUUUCACGCACGUCUGUCUCAUAUUUUCCUGUAGAAACUGGAGCACAUUUUUAUGAAGAAUUUUAAUUCGUAUUCGUCCAUUUUAUGUUUUUUUGUGUUUUUUUACAAAUCUUCCAGAACUUUAAACUUUUUUUUAAAAAUGGAAAUACACUUUUAAAUCAGAAUUUUGUUUUAUUUUUAUCGUUUUAAGUCUCUGAACAUUUGGAGCGCAGCGGUAAAAAUUCUCAGGGAACAGAAUGGAUCUUUUAAACUUUGAAAUUUGAAACUGUCUAAUCUAGUCUAGAUCUAGACCUGGUUUAGUCCUGGUUUAGUCCUAGUUUAGUCCUGGUUUAGUCCUGGUUUAGUCCUGGUGUAGUCCUGGUUUAGUCCUGGUUUAGUCCUGGUUUAGUACCGUUGUAGACCCUGAUCUGAUCCUGGUUUAGUCCUGGUUUAGUCCUGAUUUAGUCCUGGGUUAGACCUGGUUUAGUUCUGGUUUAGUCCAGUUUUAGUCCGUGUUUACGUCACGAAACAAAAACUCUUCCAGUAUCGAAGCUUUGAACAUUUUUCACGUUUUAAACUCUUGAUCAGAUCUGAGUUCUCGUCUCCGCCCCCUCGUGUACAUACCUGUAAAUAUUUGUACUAAUACUUUGUGGUACUGCACGGUAAAAGUAUUUUGUGAGUAACUUGAACAUUCCUCAGGAGCUUUUGUGGAUCUGAGCCUGAUUUAGUCCUACUGUUUAAUCGAAAGGCUGCUGCGAGUCUGGGUCCUCGUCCUGGUCUGGUCCUGGUCUGGGUCCUGGUCCUGGUCCUGGUCUGGGUCCUGGUCCUGGUCCUGGUCCGGGUCCUGGUCCGGGUCCUGGUCCGGGUCCUGGUCUGGGUCCUGGUCUGGGUCCUGGUCUGGUCCUGUCCUUAACAAGAGUGAAUCCAGGUUUAGUUCUAGAUUAGACCCCAGUGAGUUCUGCUUUAGACCUGGUUUAGUUCUGGUUAGUCCAGGUGGAGAGGUGGACUGGGCAGGUCCAGAGGAGGGUGAGAGGAAGAUCAGUGGAGGGUCAGAGGAGCAGAGUUGAAGGUCAGAGGAGCAGAGUUGAAGGUCAGAGGAGAAGGUCAGAUGUUGGUCCUGGAGUCGGUCCUGGUUUAGUUCUCAGACUCUCAGCAGCCUGUGCACUGUUGAUGGUUGAAUGUUAUGAACAUUUGUGUAGCAUUGUGUGUUUUGUUCGUUUUGUUCAUUUUGUGUGUAAAAUCGUGUUUACAGUCGCUGUUUCACUGAACCUGAAUGUGUCGUUUCUCGUGACCAUCACCUGCUCCUCACGAUCACUGCAAAUCCAAUAAACG
Boleophthalmus pectinirostris (great blue-spotted mudskipper) is the source of this 4950-nucleotide messenger RNA. Its product is annotated as melanoma receptor tyrosine-protein kinase-like. Gene Ontology annotation, cellular component: basal plasma membrane; signaling receptor complex. Lineage: Eukaryota; Metazoa; Chordata; Actinopteri; Gobiiformes; Gobiidae. The record is from RefSeq and is a predicted model, not a curated record. Gene Ontology annotation, biological process: positive regulation of epithelial cell proliferation; protein phosphorylation; multicellular organism development. The transcript has 23 exons. The coding region runs from base 85 to 3471 and encodes 1128 amino acids. Gene Ontology annotation, molecular function: epidermal growth factor receptor activity; epidermal growth factor binding; ATP binding.